CAAAAACAUAUACCAAUAUAAUAAAGAGAAGAGUAAAAUAAUUUGUGGUUUCAGUUUCACGUGAAUAGUCUAUGUUAGGGAAACCAUGGACGAAGUAAAAUCAUCUGUUUUUUUUUCCCGCUCAGUGUGAUGCAACUUUCAAAAGCAGCUUCUUAAUUAGAUUUCCCCUAUUAAUAGCUUUUGGCUCCACGAGUUUCCUCUUCAGUCUCUCAAAAACUCAAAGUAAUGGAGGUAAACAAGCGCGAGGAGGGUACUGAUCGUGAAGAAUUAGGUUCAUUGUCAGAGAUGAUUUCUACUAUUUGUUCAGAAGAUCAUAAUGAAUUAAACCCUUUGCAAGAGAUAUUCGGCCCGAACUCGAGUUCCUCAACGCUUGACUUUUCUGAGUCUCAGAGAGACACAAGGGAUCAUAGCAACAAGAGUACUGUUACGGGUAAACGACAACGUUCCAUGGAGUACCGUGUGGUGAUGGAGAAGAAAAGACGACAGGUUAUUAGAGAAAAGGUAGAUAUAUUGCAGGGGAUGACGCCUAAUUGCACAAAGACUGACCUUGCAACGAAGCUUGAAAACAUCGUUGAAUACAUCAAAAGCUUAAAGCAUCAGAGAGAUAUUAUGGCUAAGACAUACACACAGCCUGCUGGUUACAUGGCACCAUUUUAUGGAGCGCAAGCACCAUGUAUGGCUCCUCCAUACACUACUCCUUGGGGCUAUUAUGCGCCAGGAAUCCCAAUGAUGCCUCAACAAAACAUGUCCUUUAAACCACAAUUUCAUCAGGUUCAUUUCCUACUUCAGUUUAACCUUAUCAUAUUCAACAGAUUAUGAUUUCUGCCAACAGUUUACAUCACAGGUACAUGACAGUGCGGGGCCUGAUAAAACAUAAUAAGCUUUAGCUUUUUAAGACCCUUUGGUUUUUGACUCGUUUCUUUUUCUUGUAGAGACUGUUCUUGUAUAAUUAAUUGUAUACAUAGAUAUAUGAAAUUUUGAAAUGGAUGAGUUUGUUAACUUUCAUGUUAUGUUUAGUCGGUUACAAUGUAAUGUCAAUUUCUUAAAAAAAUCAUGUAUUAUCAAAUUAUUUCUAUCUUGUUUCUUAAUGAAA
Molecule: messenger RNA, 1093 nt
Organism: Thlaspi arvense
Lineage: Eukaryota; Viridiplantae; Streptophyta; Magnoliopsida; Brassicales; Brassicaceae
Source: the annotation of a GenBank genome assembly